UGAUGACGUCUCUGGUGAUUUGGAGAUGUUGUAGCUGAAACUUGAUCAACAUUGCAUUGGGUUUUUUUUUUUUUAUUAAUGUAAACAUAUGUUUACAAAUGCGAAGUUCGUAUUAUAAGCCCCAAAAUGGCAGAAACUGCACAUAUACCAAACUGAAAGCUUCAGGUCAGGCCAAGGCAGACUGCUCCAGUCCAGCCAUGCCUCAGAAACUCCAGAAGAACCCCCAGACUUCACACUACAUUGAGCUAGGAGGUUAUCAGUAUUGGCCUGUGCUGGUGCCCCGAGGUAUCAGACUGUACACCUACGAACAGAUCCCACUGUUUCUGAGGGAGAACCCCUACAUCACAGAUGGAUACAGAGCCUACCUGCCCUCCAGACUGUGCAUUAAGAGCCUCUUCAUUCUGUCCAAUGAGACGGUGAAUAUCUGGAGCCAUCUGUUGGGCUUCCUGCUCUUCUUCUGUGUUGGGGUGUACAACAUGGCCUCAGUACUGCCUGCCGUCGGUGCCUCCAGAGAGGACUACGUCAUCUACUCCAUUGGAGUUUUCUGCUUCCAGCUGUGUAUGCUGUGCUCGGUGGGUUAUCACAUAUUCUGUUGCCACCGCUCGGAGAAGACCAGCCGCCGCUGGAUGGCGCUGGACUAUGCAGGGGUUUCUAUCGGCAUCCUCGGCUGCUACGUCCCUGGAGUCUUCUACACCUUCUACUGCAAUAAUUACUGGCGGCAGGUAUACCUGGUGACGGUGCUGGCCAUGAUCCUGGCAGUCUUCUUCGCUCAGAUCCACCCUCAUUACCUCAGCAAGCAGUGGAAGCAGCUGCGCUCGCUCAUCUUCUGCUCGGUGGCCGGAUACGGCCUCAUCCCCACCGUCCACUGGAUCUGCAUCACCGGAGGCUUCUCCUCAGAGCUCGUCCAGGCUUUUGUCCCUCGAGUCCUGGGGAUGUACUUCCUCGCCGCGUUGGCUCUCAUUUUCUACGUUUCAAAAGUUCCUGAACGCUACUUCCCAGGUCAGCUGAACUACCUGGGCUCCAGUCACCAGGUGUGGCACCUGCUGCUGGUGCUGAUGUUUUACUGGUGGCACCAGUCUUCAUGCUUCAUCAUGGCGUACAGACACAGCCAGCCCUGCCCCGACGCCCCUCAACACACCUAGGACGCUGCGACCACAAACUCUGUUUAACUGUUGGUGGAUGGCCGCAGCGUAUUCUAGGAUACACAGGUGGAAGAAGGCAGCAAGACAACCCUUCAGUCCAUCUUAGUGUCACCACAGAUGGACACAUUCCUACCUGCAAGUGUCUUCAGUCCAGUCGACCUGCGAGUCUCUGUAAGCGGGAAUCAGACCUGUGACCUCCAGGAUGGGAGGUGACGCAUGUCUAAGUAAACUGUCACAGUGGCUGAACCACGUUUUUUUUUUAACCACAUCAUCACCAGCAAAACACAAACUGCAGCCAGAAUUUGAGGCAUCUGCACUGCGUUUAAAUUGACAUAACUUUAAAAGCGGCUUCCAUCUCAGAUGCAGCCGCAAAAAAUAAGAACUCAAAUCAUCAAGGCUGGCAAGUUUAGUCAAGUAGCCUUUUGUUUUUUUUUUAAUAAGAGAUUGCAUGUUUCUGCAAGUGCCUGUUAAUGAAACAUCAUGUAGCUCUUGUUAUAUUAAAUUGUUGUUAAAUUAAAAAACGUAUGGACAGUUUUGCUCCUAGAAUGUCCCCAGUUUUCAACUUAUUCACUUACUUUUAAAGGUUUAUAAGCCAGUGGUCCUCAAUCUGAAAAGCCCCACAUCAUCCGUUUAGAAUUUAGCUCAAUUUUAUGAUAAUGCUUUUAGUUGUAAAGAAUCCUUCUUUGAAAAAUAGGCCUUUAAAAGGGAAAAUGAAAUGUUUUAGGUGUUACGCUAAAAGAAUGUGUGGAUGUAAGUAAACAAAUAAUUUACAGUGUCUGCUGAUCUACUCUCAACCCAUUUCUAAUAAUUUUUUUCUAGAGCUAUUAAAUAAGUUGUUUGUGGGGAAACUGAGGUAUGUCUUACUGAAAACAAGCAAGAACUAACAGUAUCUUUCCACACAAUUAAUGUUUAGAUAGAAAGACCAAAGACUCAAAGCUCAACGUGUUGUUGUUAAGUGUGUGAAGUAUUGGCGUUUCCGUUUCUGCUGAGUGAGACAAACAGAUUGUUAGUCCCAGGAUGGCGAAAUGUGCUUAGUCUAAAUACAGGUAUGUUUUGAGUCAUUUAAAAAAAGAAAAAGUCAAACAUUUCUGAUUCCAGCUUCUUAAGUGUGAUUUUUGGUUUCUUUACUUCUCUGUGACAGUAAAUUGAAUCUGUGUGUGAUGUGGACAAAACGAGACGUCAUCUUGAGCUUUGGGGAACACAGAUCGACAUUUUUACCAUUUGCUAUAGACUGAACAACUUAUCCAUUAAUUGAGAAUAUAAUUGGCAGAUUCAUUGCAGCCCUAUUAAAAACUGUGUGGAAUCCCUGAUAUACCAGAUAAUUAUUGUUUAAUUGUAAGUUAUGUCCCUCGUGUCUAAUUUUUUUAUUUUCCAGCCCUGAAAGUUGAGGCUUAUUAAAACGGCAAGUGGGUCCGUUUUUGGAUGCUGAAGAGUAGCUCGGCCUCUAGGGGCUGCUAGUGGAGCAUUUAUUUUUUAGAUUUACUACAUCAUGUCUACUUUGUCUCAAGAUGUAGCAUCACCAUCUUUUUCAGUAAGAAUUUCAGUCUCCACUUCUCCAUUUCCCAUCUCAUCAGGGUGCUCAAAUCAAUGGAUUUAUUCUACCUGUGGGCAUUUUUUAAGUGCGUUACUGUCAAGUUAAAAUUUGUUUGAAACUGGGACGGUGUUUUAUGUAGAAAUUACAGCACUGAUUUGGCAAAAGUAUCUGCAUGCAUUGCAGUUCAUAUUGCAACUGUGCAGCCCUGUUAUCUACUGUAGAUUCAGAGGACUUUACUACUUCGCUGUCUGUCUCCUUAGACUUUACACUUUAUUUUUGAAAAUAGCUUUUUCUGCCUAAACGAGAGACUAACUCGGAUAAGUGUUUUCAGACACUUUUUCUCAAGCUCAUUUGGGGUUAUGUGCAAUGUUAAAGGUCAAUUAUUGUUUUGUAAUGUAACUGUUUCAUUCUAAAAUGCAACACAUCCAUGUUGGAAAGAAGUCAUCAUAACUGAAUUGCUCAAACAUAAAUGUUAGAAUUUUCUCAAAUGUUACAGUUUUGUAUGCAAGUCUUGAUGCUUAAAACUUAAACAUUAGCCGUUUUGUUAUUGGCACUGAAUUACGAUAGAUGUCCAGUUAAAUGGUAGAUGUCUCAUUUUGGAAUGAAAGUCAUUAGUUUUCUGUGUGAGGUUUAAGUUUUAGAAAAAUGUUCUCUGGUGUUAUGAUUUCAGACUUCUUUGUUUGUUCUGUAUUUAAAUUAUUAUGAACCUGCUCUGUACAGUCUGUAAUCUUUAAAACAUUUUGUCUUUGAUAAGUUGAGAUAACAACUGAGUCUAAGACUCAUUUUGCAGAAGCCGAAACUUUGUAUUUUGUAUUGUAGUUUUGACUUUUCAUACCUGAGCAAUCAAGCUGCUGAACUUGACUCUAAAUAAAAUUAACCCUGUACUGUU
Messenger RNA from Micropterus salmoides (largemouth bass), 3565 nucleotides. It is a transcript of the gene paqr3a, whose product is annotated as progestin and adipoQ receptor family member IIIa. The transcript is spliced from 8 exons. Gene Ontology annotation, cellular component: membrane. The record is from RefSeq and is a predicted model, not a curated record. Bases 99 to 1142 code for a protein of 347 amino acids. NCBI's taxonomy places the organism in Eukaryota, Metazoa, Chordata, Actinopteri, Centrarchiformes, Centrarchidae. Gene Ontology annotation, molecular function: signaling receptor activity.